GCAGAGAUUGUGACGCGGCUCAGUGCUGUGGCGUCUUCCAUAGGAACCCCAUUCUGUCGGUUCGACACAACGUCGAGAGACCGACAGAAAGGGAACGUCUUGGUUACGGAUGUAACCUCGGUUCCCUGAUGGAGGGAACGAGACGUUGUGUCCCUCAUGCCACAACACUGGCCGCCCACCCCAGCGGUCGGGGGAGGAUGCUUUAGGCUCCUCAGACCAAAGGUGAAUGAAUGAGCAUGGAGCAACAUCCGGGGAGGAGCCGGCAUGCAAAUUUCAUUCGCCAAUUUUCAUUGGUCUUUUUUAAAUACUCAGAAGAUGAUAGGUUCUCAAGACAAACCCCAUUCUGUCGGUUCGACACAACAUCUCGUUCCCUCCAUCAGGGAACCGAGGUUACAUCCGUAACCAAGACGUUUUCCACCUGUAACACAAAAAGUUAAUUAAUGAAUUUGUUAGGGCUCUUUUUACAUAGGGAUUGUGUCCUCAAUGCUAUAAAGUUUGCUUUGUAAUAAAUUAAAUGAAUUUAAUUUAUCUUUCUUUUUUUAAUUCUUUCUGAUCCAUCAGGACUGUUUUUCCAAGAGUCCACAGAAAAGACUAACCUGUAACUUAUUCUACACUUUCAAUUUGUCCAAUGAAAAGGGAUUAUGCAUCACUGUUACUACAAACCCUAAAAACUGUGGAAACAAACUUCCCAGCCUACCAAGCAACUUUACCAUCCCUUCACCCCCAGGUUGGACAAAUCAAAUCAAUACAGUGCAAUUGUCAUGAUUCUGCCUCAUCAUGUCAUGUCUUUAUGGUCUUGUGGCAGAAUCAUGGCAGAGCCUCGUGUUUUGUGUGGAGAGAAACAUAUUACUGCAUUAUUACCAUGCAGUUGAGCUGCUCGACAAAAUAAAAUAUAACAGUGCGAGGGCAGAGAAGACUACAGAACGGCAAUGGCAUGUGCCAAAAAACAAACAAAUCUUUCAUUUUGGCAGAAGACGAAGAAAGGUAACUUUAGUGUGCGAGAACAUACACGCAGACGAAAAUGUACACCUAGGUGCAACUCAUGAUAUAAAAAUCCGUAUUAUCACAACAAGCCCGCACAGUUUUUCAUGUUUCUGCUAUUGCAGCAUAAUCUUAAUCAAGAUCAAUGCAAAGAUAGCAAAACAUUUUUUUAUCAAAUUGUGAUGCAUUAUUUUUACGAGGAUAAUGCACAGAUGUUGCCUGUCUCGCAUGUGAGGUCAGUGAGUGGUCUGUGGGUUCCUUGCCACUGUUUGCAUAUUGUUUGAGAAGGGUCUGGCUGCAGAUGAUACACUGUCAGCCGCGCAUGCGCACUUAGACACAUGCACUCUCUGCACAUGCGCACUUUGUAGUGGGUCGAAGACAGAAAUAUGUCAAAAUACUGUUUACAAACGGCAUGACAUAAAAGAAUGUCCUGUUAAACUGACAGAAAAUACAUGAAAAUGAAAAAGUAUUUCACGAAGUGGACUGUAAAAUCCUAUUUUCAAAAGGUGGAGAUUUUCUUUUUAAGAUACCGUAAAGACUGGCGAUUCAGGUCACGGCCAAGAUUUAUGUAAAUUAUAGCUGAAAGACAUUAUUGAACAUCUACACUAAUGUGAGAUGUAUUGGGGACAUUUAUUGUGAAAUUUGGGUUAUGAGUUGAAUUGAGUUGACGUGGAUACGCGAGGGGAGGAACGAGUGGUGUAGAGAUGCAGCCACCAUGGAAGACGGCUCGGCUAAUAAAGUAAGCUAAAAAAAUCAUUGUUGUCGCUCGUGAUUGCCUGCCUUAUCUUGUUGGAACCCUUCCGAAGAGUGUUUCCUUCUAUCCACACAACAACCCCUCUUACACUAAUAAUGUCUGAUUACUUCUCAUAUGUGCCUACAUAAAAGGCUAUAAUGGCAAUAUACAUUACUAUUUAACGUUUAACAAAAAAAUCGACAUCUAUGUUUUUCAAUUGUGCACUUGACAAAAGAUUCUGAGAUGCAUGUUGUCCACCACAUUCUCUAAAAAUACAGAAUCAGAAAGAGCUUUAUUGCAAAGUAUAUCUGCACAUACAAGAAAUUUGCACCCAUUGCACAAAAACAGCAGCACACAGAGUCCCUAACACAAUACAAUACACAGGUUAUCUAUAUAUAAAAAAGAAUAGAAUAGAAUAGAAUAGAAUAAAAAUAAGAUAAAGAGUGUAAAACUAUGCAUGUAUAUAUAUUGUAUCGAGUGGUGUAGAGAUGCAGCCACCAUGGAAGACGGCUCGGCUAAUAAAGUAAGCUAAAAAAAUCAUUGUUGUCGCUCGUGAUUGCCUGCCUUAUCUUGUUGGAACCCUUCCGAAGAGUGUUUCCUUCUAUCCACACAACAACCCCUCUUACAAUAAUUGGUGGCAGCGGGUUUGGAAGAUGUGCUGUAGCAUGUGAACAGAGUGUUUUUUCGGCAGGCAGUCGGACUAACUUACAUGAGAUGGAUGCGGCAGGACGAUGUGGAGGACAUCGACGCGAAGUUUAAGUUGAAAGCCUGCUGUUGUGCACGACGUAUGUUUUUCGCUGUAUUUUUUUACAGUGGCUCGGACUUUCGUUUGUGUUUUGCGGUGGUGUGACUAUAACGGAGUUACGCAAAGAUAAACCAGGCUUCAUUUUCCGGACUUCCCUUUUGGAGUUUUUGAGAAAAAUCACGUACUUUUAUUCUUUUGUUGAAGUUAAACACACUGUUUGAAGAUACACUUGCCUGCAACAAGUAACAUUAAUGUUGCGCUGGCACAGUUUUUUCUCUUCUUACGUUUUUGCGGUAAGCCUGUAACGUUACUUUUCAUUUUUGUGUGCUAAACAUACACGUGUUUGGAAAACAAUGAGUGAAGAAGAUGCAGAGCAUGACGUGCCCGUGCACAGUACCUCACAUUCAAUGCAUCACUUUGCUGGACAUUUCCCGCCCAUGUUUUUGGGGGAUGGGAAAGAAGAUUUUCUCCGCUGGUGCAGACGAUUUGAAGUUUUUGAGGAGGCCAGCUCUGAUUUCGAUAACGACAGGUUAUCCAAGCUUUUGCCCACUUGCCUUGGUGGUACAGCUUUUAGUUAUUGGGACAGUUUGCCGAGUGAAACAAAGAAAGACUACAAACUGGUGAAAGAGAAAAUGACAAGUGUUUUUGGCCAAAGAGUUUAUCUGUCCACGUUUCAAAGUUAUGUUAAUGCUCGCACACGUAUGCCUGGAGAAGCUCUUCAAGUUUUUGCUGCUGAAAUUAGCCGUUUGGUGGACGAAGCUUUUCCCACUUAUGAGGUUAAUGCAAAGAAUGGAGAAAAAUUUAGGCGUUUCAUUGCUGGCAUUGAACCUUACCUCCAGCUCCGUAUACAUGAACAAGGUGUGGACACACUGGAUACUGCACUUACCCUUGCUCUUCAAAUUGAACAAGCACAUCGAGCUAGCAAAGUUCUGCUACCAUCAUACUCACAACAGUGGACUUCACCACCAGCUGGAUCUCUCGCCGGAGCUCCAUGGAAUGUACCUGCCUCUCCUUGUACUCCUGCAACCACAGCACUUCCUGCGGUUCACUCUGCUACGUCAAGUGAUGUCACAAAACUACAGACGACUCUGGAUCGUUUGUCAGAGAGAGUGGAUCAGCUACAACUGGAGAUCACCCGACAGAGGUAUGCAAACAGACACAGUUCUUCGCCUGACCGACAUCAUCACAGCCCCUCUCCGGAUGGUGACAGAGGGCGCACAUCUGAACGGCGCAGGUAUGACAGACACUCACAUAAUAACUCUGACUCUUAUGAUCGAGGCAGAUCUUCCUACGGAGACACGAGUGGUGAUAGAGCACACUGGGAAUCACGCAGAUGUGCCGAUUAUGAUACUCGGAGUCCCAGGAGAUCACAUGAACAUGGACAACACAUUGAAAGUCGAAAUUCACCUGAGCACUCAUCUUGACAUGACCAUGGUCAGCGAGACAGGUCGCUGGACAGUUACUCAUCAAAGCGUUGGAGUCGCCGAUCACCAAGCCCAGGGCGAGUGCGCUUUCAGUCUCCUUCACAGGUCAGCCAAAACCAGGGAAACUACAAGUAGUUGACAAUGUGGGCCAGUUGCCACCUGCUAAUGAAGUCAGGCCCUCUGGUGACACUGGAGAGCCACAAGUGAUUUCAAAUUCUGUUGAUGUUAUGACUCAAUACGUGCCACUUAUAAUUGAGUACACAUUAGUUCAUGCUUUUGUGGAUAGUGGAGCUGAUGUUUCUCUUAUAAGUGAAGAUUUCAGAAUGUCUACUGCUAGUUUACGUCAAAGACCAUUAGUGAAACAGUUUCUACCUUUAACAUCUAUUUCUGGUGAUAAGCUGGAUUCAGUGGGUACACUACCAGCAAAUGUAACCUUGGGACUGCAUUCAGUGUCACAUUCUUUUCAAGUGAUCAGAAACUGCUCAAAGCCAAUUAUAUUAGGUUGGGACUUUUUGUCUGCUCAUACGAUCGUGAUGAAUGCCCAGACCAUGUCUCUUGAACUGAAGGGGGACUCUAUUUCAUUUUUGACUGUUAAUCAGCAGGUUCCUAAACUUGUGGGUGUUACAGUGUCCACCACACAAGUUGUUCCUUCCUUUUCAGAGACACUAGUCUCAGGUAAACUUUCACCACCUCAUAAGGGUUGCCAACUUGAUGGUUACACAGGUGUAUUUGAGCCUCAUUAUCAAGAGGACUCAAAAGUAGGAUUUGCAUGGACUGUUACUAAAGCAGUUCAUGGUUCAAUUUUUCUGAAAGUAGUAAAUCCUUCUUCUGAUGACAUUUCUCUUCACAGCGGCACACAGAUUGGAACUUUUUAUUCUGUGUCAGAAGGUAAACAGGAUGACUAUGUGGUGAUAGACAAAUGUGUCAAUAAUGUGAACAUUAAGGAAGCUUGUGUGGCUAACACUGUUCCAAUGUCAACGUCCAUUUCACCUGUAUUGCCAGAUAUUUCUGAUACUGACUUGUCUGAUGUGCAACAAAAACGUCUAAAAGAUUUGCUAACUUCUUUCUCUGAUGUUUUCAGUCAGCAUGCCCAUGACUAUGGCAUAACGAGUGUGGUCACUCACAAAAUCAGAACUAAAGAUGACACUCCUAUGUCGCAGCGAGCGUACAGGACCUCCCCUGCUCUCAAGGCAGAAAUGCACCGUCAGGUAGAACAAUUGAAAGCACAAGAUGUGGUUGAGGACAGUGAUAGCCCAUUUUCGAGUCCGGUAGUCAUGGUAAAGAAAAAAGACAAUACUUACAGAUUUUGCGUAGACUACCGUAAAUUGAAUUCUGUCACUGUCACUGAUGCACUCCCCUUACCUAGGGUGGAUGACAGUCUUGAUGCGUUAUCAGGGUCUCAGUACUUUUCCACUAUGGACAUGUCUGCUGGCUAUUGGCAGGUAGAGUUAGACCCUCAAGACAGACAUAAAACUGCUUUUACCACAGGAGAUGGUUUGUACCAAUUUAAGGUGAUGCCUAUGGGUCUCAAAAAUAGUCCACCGACAUUUCAGAGGCUCAUGGAGCUUGUCCUUAGAGGACUACAUUGGACAAAGUGUGUCAUUUACUUGGAUGACAUAAUCUGUAUGGGGAAAGAUUUUGAGGAUCAUCUACAGAACCUCACAGACAUUUUGGUUAGGUUUAGGGAAGCGGGUCUUAAGCUUAACCCUAGAAAAUGUCAGUUUUGCAAGGCGUCUGUGACGUACAUGGCUCAUGUUGUCUCGAAAGAUGGGUUAGCUCUGGACCCAGCUCACAGUCAGCGGGUGAGGGAUUGGCCAACACCUCAGUUUCCCACAGAGGUACGAGCAUUUCUUGGGUUAUGUAGUUAUUAUAGGCGUUUUGUUCAAAAUUAUGCCUUUAAAGCUCAUCCCUUAUACAGACUUACACACAAGGAGGUUCCCUUUGAAUGGACUGAUGACUGCGCAGCAGCAUUUCGGCAGUUGAAAGAUGCUUUGACAUCGCCUCCUGUUAUGGCAUUUCCUAAUUUCGAGAAGCCAUUUGUGCUGAGUACAGAUGCAUCUAAUGUCGCUAUUGGUGCUGUUUUAGCUCAAAUUCAGGAUGGCAACGAACGUGUGGUGGCGUAUGCUAGUCAUGUACUGUCUCCUAGUGAGCGGAGAUGGUCGACGUAUGACAAAGAAUUGUGGGCGAUAAUUUGGUCAUUCAGGCAUUUUCAUCAUUACUUGACUAAUUGCCCUUUUACCAUAGUCACAGACCACAAACCUCUUGUUGGUCUUAGGAAGUUGAAGUUUGACAUUGAUCCCACAGGACGCAGAGGUCGAUGGGCCAUGGAAUUGGAUCCAUUUGACUGGGUGAUUGUACACAAAGAUGGAAAGAGACACACAAAUGCAGAUGCUAUGUCGAGAAUUCCUGUAGUGCCACAGACAACACAGGAACCUCUGAAAAAGGCGGUAUGUACUCAAACAGAUGACUUGAGUAUCAUCUCUCAGAUUGCUGUUUCUGCUGGCAGUAGCUGCACAGAUUGUCAGGUUAGGACACGACCUCAGAUUUGCUUAACUGAAGGUGAUGUUGUCAGGAACAAUGUGUCGAGGGUAAACCUAUGGCAUACUUCUUUGUGUACUGACGGAAAAGACAUUUCCCUAUACCAGAGAGAAGAUCUUGGGCUCUCACAGGUGUAUGAUUGGGUGCAGAAUCAGGAGAGGCCUAGUCUUAGACGUGUACAUGGGAAGAUGAGACAUUUAUGGUGGCAGUUUCCCCGGUUGGGGUUGAAUAGUGGCGUGCUCUGUCGUAAAGCUCGUCUUGCCCCAGGUAAACCUGAAGUUUAUCAAGUGAUUAUUCCUGAUGCUCUCAUUUCGGACACUUUGCACUAUUUACAUGGUGAUCCAUGUUCGGGACACUAUAGUGCUGAGCGCACACUCAAAAGAGCUCAGAGUUUGUGUUUUUGGCCAGGAAUGAGAAAGGCUAUUGAGGAAUACUGUGAGUCAUGUGUUGCUUGUGAAUCCAGGAGAAAUCCUGUUCCUCAACGUCGGGCACCUCUCCAGUCUAUUAUGGCUGUGAGACCUUUUCAGAUGGUCUGUACAGAUAUUACUGAAAUGCCUGUUACUUCCAAAGGACAUAGGUAUGUGUUGGUAGUGCAAGAUCAUUUCACCAAAUAUGUCAAUGCAUAUCCAAUGGCAGAUCAGAAAGCUGGUACAGUAGCACAGUUGCUUUGUGAGCAGUACAUACCAGAGCAUGGUGUUCCAGAAGAACUAUUUUCCGAUCAGGGGCGUCAGUAUGAGUCUGAGAUUUUACAUGACAUCUGUGACAGAUUAAAAAUCAAAAAGAAACGGACCACCCCAUACCAUCCUCGUGGUAAUGGAAUGGUUGAGAGGUUCAACAGAACUUUAAAGGAUCAGUUGGCUAAAGUUCUUUUUCACAGGGAAGGUGAAUGGGAUCAGUAUUUACCUGCAGUGGUACUAUCCUUUAAUGCUACUCCUCAUUCUAGCACUGGUUAUUCGCCGUUUUUCCUAGUUCACGGUCGAGAGCCUCGCUUGCCUGUGCAUGUUCACAUUGAUUCUCCUGUAGGUGAUACCAUGGAGACUCCACAAACCUAUGGUAAUGCUUUAGCCGGUCGUAUGGAAACUGUGUUCCAAGAAGUAUUCAACAAUGGGGUUGAUCAGAGUCUUAGGCGUGAGUAUUAUUUCAACAGGCAUACUAAGUUUCAGCCUUUUAAAGUUGGAGAUCGGGUGUGGAUGAAUGAUCCUACCACACAAAGAAAGAAAUUAGACCCAAAAUGGAAAGGACCUUAUCAGGUUAUUUCUGUGGAUAUGGAUGGUAUCAUUUACACAGUGUUGGAUCAGAGUAGGGUUAAUGCAGAGCCCAAAGUUGUGCAUUAUGAUCGCUUAAAACCCUAUAGGUCAAGUUGGAAGGCACUAGUUCGCUCCUCUACAGGUGCAGGUCAGAGUGUUGAUGAAGGGGGUCGAAGGGCACAACCAACGUUCACUGCCUUGUCGGGGUCUCUUCCUUUCAUGUCAAAAGAGCUUGAGGUUCAGGGGAACAGGGACCAGGUCAUACCCACUGUUCCUCAUAUGCGUAGGCCUUCAGGCCGUAUGCCUGAGGUUCUUCGGUCAGUGCAACAGCCACUCCCAGUGCUUGAAAGAACAACUUCUGCAGUGCGGGAGCACUGUUUUUCAGAUGGUGCGGUAACCCGCUCAGGGCGUGUUAUUAAACGGCCUAGAAAGUUUUCAUGUUGAGGUUGGCAUUGAU
Messenger RNA from Triplophysa rosa, 8125 nucleotides. RefSeq names its product interleukin 13 receptor, alpha 1 (gene il13ra1). Gene Ontology annotation, molecular function: nucleic acid binding; protein binding. NCBI's taxonomy places the organism in Eukaryota, Metazoa, Chordata, Actinopteri, Cypriniformes, Nemacheilidae. Gene Ontology annotation, biological process: DNA integration. The coding region runs from base 4111 to 8112 and encodes 1333 amino acids. The record is from RefSeq and is a predicted model, not a curated record. The transcript has 2 exons.